CUCUUCUCUCUUUUGGAGAAGGGUUGGCUACUUGCUGGCCAGCCAUUAGGAAAGAAGUUAGUUCGUUUGGAGAAGAAGCAGCUUUGGACUGCGGUUGCAUUUGCUGCAGCCAUGGGGAAGCACUCUGUCACCGUGUGUUGUGCCCUCGUCGCUGUGCUGUGCAUGGCGUCGAGCUUAGCACAAGCUCAAGUUCUCUUCCAGGGGUUUAACUGGGAGUCGUGGAGGAUGCAAGGUGGGUGGUACAACUUUUUGCAUGAGAAGGUGGAGGAGAUCGCCAGCACCGGCGUCACCCACGUCUGGCUCCCGCCGCCGUCGCACUCGGUGUCGCCGCAGGGGUACAUGCCGGGGCGGCUCUACGACCUGGACGCGUCCAAGUACGGCACGGAGGCGGAGCUCAGGUCGCUGAUUGAGGCGUUCCACGAGAAGAACGUGGAGUGCCUCGCCGACAUCGUCAUCAACCACCGCUGCGCCGACUACAAGGACAGCCGCGGCGUGUACUGCGUCUUCGAGGGCGGCACGCCGGACGGCCGCCUCGACUGGGGCCCCGACAUGAUCUGCAGCGACGACACGCAGUACUCCAACGGCCGCGGCCACCGCGACACCGGCGCCGGCUUCGGCGCGGCGCCCGACAUCGACCACCUCAACCCGCGCGUCCAGCGGGAGCUCACCGACUGGCUCAACUGGCUCAAGGCCGACCUCGGCUUCGACGGCUGGCGCCUCGACUUUGCCAAGGGCUACUCCGCGCCCAUCGCGAGGGUCUACGUCGACAACACCAACCCCACGUUCGUCGUCGGCGAGAUCUGGAGCUCGCUCAUCUACAACGGCGACGGCAAGCCGUCGACCAACCAGGACGCCGACCGGCAGGAGCUGGUGAACUGGGUCGACGGCGUCGGCAAGCCGGCGACGGCGUUCGACUUCACGACCAAGGGCAUUCUCCAGGCGGCCGUGCAGGGCGAGCUGUGGAGGCUGCACGACGGCAACGGCAAGGCGCCCGGCUUGAUGGGGUGGAUGCCGGACCAGGCCGUCACCUUCGUCGACAACCACGACACCGGCUCCACCCAGUCACUGUGGCCAUUCCCAUCCGACAAGGUCAUGCAGGGCUACGCCUACAUCCUCACGCACCCAGGCAUCCCAUGCAUCUUCUACGACCAUGUGUUCGACUGGAACCUGCAGCACGAGAUCGCCACGCUGGCCGCGAUCCGGUCGAGAAACGGGAUCCAUCCGGAGAGCACGCUGGACAUCCUGAAGGCCGAGGGCGACAUCUACGUCGCCAUGAUCGACGGCAGGGUGAUCACCAAGCUCGGGCCGAGGUACGACGCCGGCGGGAUCAUCCCCUCCGACUUCCACGUCGUGGCGCAUGGCAACGACUACUGCGUCUGGGAGAAGCACAGCCUCAGGGUUCCUGCCGGUAGAAGGCCUUAACUAAUUAAUCAAUUAUUAGUUGCAUCACUGCUCUUGCAACGCUAGAUAUGUAUACAAAAGUAUCUCGCUCUAGCUACGAAUCAUGCAAUUUUGCUGCGAUAUGUGUAUGAGCUUCGAUGUACGCUUCGUUAUAACUAGCGUUCUUCGGAAAUAAGUAAAGCAUAAUGUACUCUGUUAGUCCUGCAGAAAUGUAGGAUGGAUGGAAUUAACUAGUACGGUUUGUUCUGAUCCU
Molecule: messenger RNA, 1654 nt
Organism: Oryza brachyantha (malo sina)
Lineage: Eukaryota; Viridiplantae; Streptophyta; Magnoliopsida; Poales; Poaceae
Product: alpha-amylase isozyme 3E
Exons: 3
Coding region: 112-1422 (436 amino acids)
Biological process (GO): carbohydrate metabolic process
Molecular function (GO): alpha-amylase activity; calcium ion binding
Source: RefSeq, a predicted model, not a curated record